This is a messenger RNA of Physella acuta, 3182 nucleotides long. Its product is annotated as alpha-L-iduronidase-like. Gene Ontology annotation, molecular function: L-iduronidase activity; protein binding. Lineage: Eukaryota; Metazoa; Mollusca; Gastropoda; Physidae. Gene Ontology annotation, biological process: carbohydrate metabolic process. The record is from RefSeq and is a predicted model, not a curated record.
GCAGCUGUGAUGAUGAGGUAGAUCUAUCGAUAACUUCACUGUCUCUGUUUUAUCUGUUAAGUGUGUGAAGUUAGAUAGACUAUCUAGAAAUCUAGAUCUAAGUAUGUUGUCGUUUAUAGCAGAAAUGAGAUCUAGAUCUACCAGCUACUAUGAUGUCUACCAAGCCCUCUACCAAGAUCCUGUUUGUCACAAUAGCCACGAUCUCUGUCUUAGCCAGUUUGGGAAUCUCUGAUCCAGGGUUUGAUUUAACCAUUGCUCUCAACACGUCAGAUGUACGAGGUCCAAUAAUUCCAUUCUGGAAAAGUACUGGCUUUUGCCCUCCAGAGCCCCACCAAGAUGCUGCCAGCUUCAUGCUCAGCCCAGACAUGCAGCAGAAUUUGGCCUACAUUGGUGCUGUCCCAUUCAAUGGGAUCUCCCAAGUUCGGGUUCACUGGCUUCUUGAUCUGGUUAAAGUCAAAAGUCUGUUACCAGAAGGUCCAGUCUAUGACUUCACACUGCUGGAUGCCUUUGUGGCCCUCAUGCACCAGAAUGACCUUCAUCUUGGUUUUGAACUGAUGGGUAACCCGUCUGACAUCUACACGGACAUGGAGAAUCGAACCCAGGUGUACUGGUGGCGGGACCUGGUUGCACAGACUGCACUCAGGUACAUCAAGCAGUAUGGCAUAUCUUAUGUCAGGCAGUGGAACUUUGAGACAUGGAAUGAGCCAGAUUGUCAUGACUUUGAUAAUCUCAAGAUGUCAGUCCAAGGAUUUCUGAACUAUUAUGAUGCAUGUUCUGAGGGUCUAAAAAUGGCGGAUAAAUCUCUGACAUUUGGUGGGCCAGGGGAUGGAUGUGGGACCUACAUGCAGGAGACAAAAUCAAGUGACUACGCUGAUGCUUUGUUCAACCACUCUGUCAGAGGCACCAAUUUUUUUACUGGAGAAACUGGCAUCAGACUUGAUUUCAUCUCCCUGCAUGAGAAGGGUGAAGGUCAUGGGCUGAGGAUAUUGGAACUGGAGACUGCAGCUAUGGCCUACAUCAAAUCAAAGUACCCAGAGCUGCAGGCUAAACCUUUCUACAACGAUGAGGCUGAUCCUAUAGUGGGCUGGAACAAACCGUUGCUAUGGAGAUCAGAUGCAACAUAUGGAGGACUCGUUGUCAAAGUGAUUUCCCAGCAUCAAAAUAUUCUACGGUCGAGGAAAAACCCUUUCAUAGAGAACUACGUCCUGCUCAGCAAUGACAAUGGUUUCCUGAGCUACUACCCCAACCAGUUCACCCAGCGUACGCUCCUGGCCAGGUUCCAGAUGAACCAGACCACACCCCACUAUGUGACGUUUGUUCGCAAGCCCGUGUAUAUGAUGAUGGGCUUGUUGGCUUUACUUGGGGACAGACAACUGCAUGUUGAUAUUUCAAGUGACCUGGGUCAACCAGUGACCAACACCAGUGACUACGGUGCUCUGGCCAGCUUACAUGAACCAGGCAGGACAGCCAACAGCUCAGGCAGGACAGCCAACAGCUCAGACAGUUGGCAGACAACCCUGCUGGUGUAUGGGGCGUCAGAUCCUGGGAGUAACGCAAGCUACGCUGACCUGAAUGUCUACUGGUACAUCAUACCACCACCAGAUGCCAUAAGCCUGAAGAUGAUGAUUUAUAUUGUGUACAAUGGUGGGUCGAACCCCUACGAUGUCUGGGCCGGUGUGUUCAACAAAACAGAUUUCCCAACACUCAAACAGUUUGCUUGGCUUAGGGAGGAAGAGGUACCAAGUGGUGCAAUCUAUGACGUGCCACCCGUCAAAGGAUUUGUUCCCAUUCCUCCAAGGUUCCAGGUGCUGGAACCACAUGUUAUACUCUUCCACGUGUGUGCUCAACCCCUCUCCCCACCAGAGAAGGUAACAGGUGUGAGGUUCAUCAAUGUGACUGCUGGCCAGGUGAUGGUCGUAUGGACUGAUGCAAACAUUCAAACCAAGUGUUUACUGACCUAUGAGGUCCAGUUGUCUCAAGCUGGACCUCAAGGACCUUACACUCAGGUCAACACUGUCAAAAACAUCAAUACAAUUUUUAUCUUUGAAACAGAUUCUGAAAGCAAAGUUCAAGGUCACUACCGAGUGCGAGCAGUGGAUUACUGGAAUAGAGGGGGAGACUACUCUGACCCUCAGCUCUACUCUACACAUCCUGGUGGACGUUAAAGUAAAUCUGAUCCAUGGCCUUCUUCAUGGGUUGUCAUCAAGCCACUCAAAAUAAAUCAAGACAUAAAAGUUGUAACAAAAAUUUAUGAUUUUUAAAACACAAAAUGUAAUGAAUGCAUUUAUUAAUCACAAUAUAUAUAUCUAAGUUAAAUAUGGGUGGGGCUCAUUGGUUUUUUUUUUUACUGUAAGGCUAAGUUUUUAAAGACUGAAGUGAAACCCUAAAACAUGUACCCAAGCACCAAGACAAGAUUAAGCCUUAGUAACACUCAGUAUCCCCUGUGUUGCUGAAAAUAUAGCUAUAUUUGCAUAAGUUUACUUUUAAUGGUUUUCAUUUCACAAACUUUUCAUAGUGUCGUUAAAUAAAAACCCAUAAGAUAAGGUUACAAGACAUAUUAAUUUAUUUAUUUUUUACUUAAUUAAGACAAGAAACAGUCUAAAAAGCAUGUGUCCAAUAUGGGGUGGGGCGGGGGGUUGGGUCUGACUAACUUUGACGUUGAUAAAUGCAUCGCUAACUUUAUACAGGCUAAUGCUUUCCUUAGUUCAAAUUAUUGUUAAAUUACUAAUAUAUGCAGACCAGUUUUUAAUAUUAAAAAAAAAAGCACUUUGCCCUCAAGUCAUAAUAAUGCACGAGUUUUACCAACAUCCUAAGAUUUUUAGAAUUGCCUUAUUUUGUGUAUGUAAUCUGUGCUAAAUGAGUUUUGCCACCAUGCUUAGAUUUUUAGAUUGUCUGAUUUUCGUGUACAUUGAUUGUGUAUGUAAUCAUGUGCUGAUUCUUAUGUAGUGUCAUUGUUCAUUAAUUAGCAUGAUGAUUUCUUUGCCACAUAUUUUAAAAUCUUACCAUUUCGAACUGUACAUUGUUAUCCUUUCUGUUCGUUUUUAAAAGAUUUUUUUAAUGUGUUAUUUCCAAGAUGUUUUUUGUUUUGGUAAAAUUAACAUGCUUCAAUAAUUUAAAAACCAGUUUGCUAUUGGUUGUAAAUAAUUACAGUGAACACACUUUUAUAAAUCCUUUAUAAAGUC